CGGUCAAAUUGUUGACCCAAUCUAAACCAGCGACCUUCGAUUUCCCAUUUUUCCAAGUCAAAAAGGGAGAGACUCAACACAACACUUCGCUCACAAUCCCCAGAAUCUCCCUAUAUUUUCCCUAGUCCCCAAGCCCAGAUCUCUCUCUCCUUAAAUCUCUCUGUCUUGACUAUCAUCUCUGAUCAUACGAUUGGAUCUCUGUUUCUUCCCUGUGGAAAUCUCUUGUGCUAACGAUGGCGAUGAUAGAGCAAAGGCCGAAGACGAAGAUCGUGUGCACCCUUGGCCCCGCUUCCAGAUCCGUUGAGAUGGUGGAGAAGCUUCUCAGGGCUGGCAUGAACGUCGCUAGGUUUAACUUCUCUCACGGAUCUCAUGAGUACCACCAGGAGACUCUCGAUAACCUCCGUCAAGCUAUGCUCAACACUGGUAUCCUCUGCGCCGUCAUGCUCGACACCAAGGGUCCAGAAAUCCGAACCGGAUUCUUGAAAGAUGGGAAACCAAUCCAGUUGAAACAAGGCCAAGAGAUCACCAUCUCCACUGACUACGACUUGCAGGGCGACGAGGAAACGAUCUGCAUGAGUUACAAGAAGUUGGCUGAAGAUGUGAACCCAGGGAUGGUUAUCCUCUGUGCCGACGGUACAAUCUCGUUACUGGUCCUCUCUUGUGACACGGAGAAUGGCACAGUCCGUUGCCGCUGCGAGAACUCUGCGAUGCUCGGUGAGAGGAAGAAUGUUAACCUCCCAGGUGUUGUUGUGGACCUCCCAACUCUAACUGAGAAAGACAAAGAAGACAUCAUGAAGUGGGGAGUCCCGAAUCAGAUCGACAUGAUUGCUUUGUCUUUUGUUAGAAAGGGUUCGGACUUGGUUCAGGUCAGGAAACUGUUAGGAGAUCAUGCCAAGAACAUUCUUCUCAUGUCAAAGGUUGAGAACCAAGAAGGUGUGGCGAACUUUGAUGACAUUUUAGUCAACUCCGACGCGUUUAUGAUUGCAAGAGGAGAUCUCGGCAUGGAGAUUCCUAUUGAGAAGAUCUUCUUAGCUCAGAAAGUGAUGAUCUACAAAUGCAACAUCCAGGGGAAACCAGUGGUCACAGCGACUCAGAUGCUCGAGUCCAUGAUUAAAUCCCCUCGUCCCACAAGAGCUGAAGCCACCGACGUUGCAAACGCUGUCCUCGACGGCACUGACUGCGUCAUGCUCAGCGGAGAAACCGCAGCUGGAGCUUACCCUGAGCUAGCUGUACGCACAAUGGCCAAGAUCUGCGUUGAAGCGGAGAGCACGCUCGACUACGGAGACGUCUUCAAGAGAAUCAUGCAGUACUCUCCGGUUCCAAUGUCCCCGCUGGAGUCGCUCGCGUCCUCUGCAGUCAGAACGGCUAACUCGGCUAGAGCCACGCUCAUCAUGGUCCUAACCAGGGGAGGAAGCACGGCGAGGCUUGUGGCUAAGUACAGGCCAGGGAUGCCUAUUUUGUCAGUCGUUGUUCCCGAGAUGAAAACCGACUUCUUUGACUGGUCUUGCAGCGACGAAUCGCCGGCGAGGCACAGCCUCAUCUUCCGUGGUUUGAUCCCGGUGCUGUACGCAGGGUCGGCAAGAGCCUCGCAUGAUGAGUCGACAGAAGAAGCUAUUGAGUUUGCGACUCAGCAUGGGAAAGAGAAGCAGCUGUGUAAGACUGGAGACUCUGUUGUUGCUCUGCUCCGAGUUGGUAAUGCUUCCCUAAUCAAGAUCUUGACCGUCAAGUGAUGAUUGAGAUUCACGAUCUUGAAAAAGAAGUCCCGUUUUUGGCGUUUGGCGGUUGGGGGAAACGCAACUAUAAUCGGUUUUUGUUAUGAAUUUUUCAAUUCAAGAUUGUGAUUACAUAUCUUGAGAUAGGAAACUCAAGUUCUCUUUCUUGCUAAUUACAACUACUGUGGUGACCAGUGAACCCACUUACGGCUCUCUUUGUUUUGGAUUAUUGGUUGUAUGGAACUAAUCAAUCAUACACGUAUCUAUUAUCAGAAUUAUCUUCUUCUU
Molecule: messenger RNA, 2000 nt
Organism: Brassica napus (rape)
Lineage: Eukaryota; Viridiplantae; Streptophyta; Magnoliopsida; Brassicales; Brassicaceae
Product: probable pyruvate kinase, cytosolic isozyme
Exons: 3
Coding region: 234-1730 (498 amino acids)
Biological process (GO): glycolytic process
Cellular component (GO): cytoplasm
Molecular function (GO): pyruvate kinase activity; potassium ion binding; magnesium ion binding
Source: RefSeq, a predicted model, not a curated record